Molecule: messenger RNA, 473 nt
Organism: Toxorhynchites rutilus septentrionalis
Lineage: Eukaryota; Metazoa; Arthropoda; Insecta; Diptera; Culicidae
Exons: 2
Coding region: 45-473 (142 amino acids)
Source: RefSeq, a predicted model, not a curated record
CAACUAUUUGUGUAUCUUCUCCAAAUAUCAGAAAUUUUAACAGAAUGAAGGUUUUCAUCGUCCUAUUCGUCAUCACUCUGGCGGCUGCUGCCGCUAGCGGAUCAUAUGUCCCGACUGCUUGGCCUACAACAACCCUGGGGUGGAAUUCAUGGAACGGAUUGAACAAGUGGAGCACCUGGAAUGACCACAAUGGUAUAAUCGACACUUCAUACGUCAACUCGUGGCCAUCAGCAUGGUCAGCAGCUUCUCUCAAUAAAGGCUGGAAUGGAUGGUACGCUCCGAAGACUACCGUCGUUCAAGCUAACAUCGCCAAGGUCAAUCCAUGGGGACUGCCGUGGAGUGGCUAUGGACAUGGAUAUAACGACUACUUGGGAAAUGCCCUAGUUUCCAAAUAUGUCACUCCCAACACCGGAUCCAUCCUCGUUGCUCCGCUGGGUGGACACAAUCUGAAUCAAAAAUUAAUUGUUGCCUAG